AUGAUGGCGGAAGCAACAGCUGUGAAACAACAACCAGGCCCGAAUACACAGACGAUGGUCACAGCAGCCGAGCGGCAAGCUUUAUUUCAAAAGCUAAUAACACGAUGUUCGGCUGAUGCUGCCAAACAAAUUGAAAGUCAAGCGUAUGAAAAGUCACACGGAAUCAAAUUGGAUUAUUUCAAAUUGGUUCAAGCAUAUUUUCAAAAGGUUCAAACUGUGCUUCAAAAUCGUGCUAGUCAACUUCAGCAGAACAACAACAACAGCUCAUUGCAAAAUGCUCAAGUCAAUGGUAACCAACAGUCGAACGGUGUAAUGGUCAGUCAGACCCAGCCGACACAAUUUCCUAUGGCUCAACAACAAUCGAACAGGCCGAUGAUGACUCCUCAAACAGGCCAAUUGAACCAAAUGCCAAGGUUGCGUGAGCCUGCAAAAUUCAAUCCGACGCCAACGAAUACAUUCACUUAUUCGCAAUCUUCUAUCCAGCCAACACCCCAACAGACUGCAACACCAACAAUUGAUACAUCGCAAGGACAAGGUUAUCAACAGCAACAAAUGAACAUCGUGAAUCAAAAUGACUAUUCAACACUUCAAUCUCGUUAUCCAAUGUUAGUAACAGGAAAUGUGCCGCGACAAAGGCCACUCAUAGGAAAUACUAACUUUCAAACACAAGCAUCAACAAACAAUUCCAAUGAUCUUUUACAGCAAUAUGUUGUUUCUAAUCCAUCAUCAACGCCAGCAACUUCUUUGAAUGCCAAUAAUCUAUCAAACGGUGAUCAGUUAUUACAGCGAAUCCUUUUGUCAAACAUCGAUGGAGGAACAAACAAAGUGACAACAGCCGCAACGACGACAACAACAUUAUCUCGACAAGCAACGGGACCAUUAAUGACACAACCAACUCGGUCAGCAAAUCCACUAAACAGCAAUGCAAAUAACAGUACAAGCACACUUCGUUCAACUUUAUCAGCUCAACAAUUAUCAUCUUCACCGUCGGUUGUUAUCAUACCAACGCCAAGUCAAACAUCAACUGUUCAAAUUCAGCCACAAAGUAAUGUGACUAUCCAACAAAGUCCUUUGAGCAACAACAGUGGACCACUUUCUGCUAAUUCACAACCACAAUCGACAAAUAGUUCAACACCAGUUCUUGGUAAUUAUUCAUCGCCAGCUAAUCGUACAUUGCAGCCAUCGAGUAUUUCGGGAAUUGGAAAUAUUUCUAGUCCCGACGAAGAAGUCAUGAAUUUAAUUAAGUAUCUUAAAGAAAAUGCCCAACGAUUACAGAUCUUAGCUCAGAAAUUUUCAAACGAAGGCAAUAACGAAAAAGUUCGUCAGGUUCAGUCGAUUUAUCAACAAAUCGGUCAAUUCGUCAACAAUCCAACUUAUGAAUCGUUGGCCAAUGCAAGACAGUAUCGUGAUAUGCUCGAGCGAAUAUCUAAUCGAGUACAACAGGUGAAUCCAACCAAUACGGCUCAACCUAAUGUGUUUAAUCAAUGCAUAAAGGCAACAAACGAAUUUCUUGGUCGUGACCAAAAGGACCGUUUGCUUGUAACAAAACGAUAUCUCGAGCCAUUGACUGACGUAAUCAAUGGUGUUCCACAUAAAAUGAUGCGUCUCGACGAUGAUAAUAAUUGUCCAAUAGCAAAAAUUCGUGCAAUUCACCAUUCAUCAGUGCUGUCUCGAAUCAAUGAUGAAAUCAACCAAUUACCAGAAGACAGUUAUUCGAUUGAAUGCGUGCCAAUCUCACGGACAAGAAAAACAAGUGAUAAAGAUGACGAAUAUUUGGGUAAAAAUAGUGUUAUUCUUCGGUGUAAAUUAUCGGGAAAACACAAUGCAAUGAUGCCACCACUUCGAUUAUAUAUUACAACAUUCUAUCCAAAGCAAGCACCGGAGGUUCUAUCAUUGACGAAAACAAUGCCACCUCGAUUAGAAUUUACAGAUGAACAUCCAUUGUUUGAUAAAGUUUCUUCAAUGUUUGUGUCGCACUUGUUCAAACUACGAGCUCAACAUUCGAUUACAGAUAUUUUGAACAUAUGGCGGUUAUCCGUCCAAGCAAUUAUGUGA
Messenger RNA from Adineta ricciae, 2055 nucleotides. The record is from the annotation of a GenBank genome assembly. NCBI's taxonomy places the organism in Eukaryota, Metazoa, Rotifera, Eurotatoria, Adinetida, Adinetidae.